Lycium barbarum (goji berry) is the source of this 828-nucleotide messenger RNA. RefSeq lists its product as uncharacterized. NCBI's taxonomy places the organism in Eukaryota, Viridiplantae, Streptophyta, Magnoliopsida, Solanales, Solanaceae. The record is from RefSeq and is a predicted model, not a curated record. The coding region runs from base 1 to 828 and encodes 275 amino acids. The transcript has a single exon.
AUGACUGGUACUUUUGAGAAUGAGACUACCCCUACUGACAUUUCUCUCAGAGAAUCGCCUCUGCGUGAAUUGUCUGAGUCGUCACCUAAUAAAGACGUCAUGAAAAUGAUGUUUGAGAAAAUCGCCCAUCUUCAAGAGGAAGUGGCGCGAAACAAAGCUGCUAAUGCCGCCCGAGAGGCCCCUGCUGAAGAAAGAAGGCCUCCACCGUUUUUUCCAUCUUUGAAUUCACCAUUACCCAAUCACUUCCCCACCCGGUCCGUUAUAACCACCAUGCCAUUUACCCCAAUCGAUGGGCACAUUGGUGCCUUGAACCACACCCUACCACCACUUAACACUAACCAAUUUCCUGAAACUGCUCACUCUAUCCCCUCUUACCCAACACCACAAAAUACCAAUCCCUCCAUCACUGUACAACCAAGCGUCAUUUCGCUACCAACCAACAAAAGCACCCCUAUUCCCCGAACUCGCCCUGCAGUUUCUUUCCACACACCUGUCACAACAGGCACAUUUUCGCCCGAUCAAGAAAUCGAUCACUACGAGGAGAUGGAAAAGUCAUGGAAAGCUGAGCAGAAAAAACAGGAAGAAAGGAUUGAGCAGAAAAUGACUGCAAUGUUGGAACGGUCCAUGAGAUCUACCCUCACUGGCACAGGCCUGAGUUAUGACGAUUUGUGUAUGUAUCCAAAUUUAGAUUUACCUAAGGGCUUCAAGGUGCCACGAUUUGAGGUAUUUAAUGGGACAGGCAAUCCUAAAGCGCAUCGACGGGCCUACUGUGACCAAUUGGUCGCUGUCCGAGACAACCAAGCGCUCAUUAUGAGGUUGUUCUGCUGA